UUUAAUCAAUUUAUCAAUUACCUAGCUAUAUUGUUUUUAAACAUUUUGAUUGAAUCAGAAAGGAUUUCGUUCAAAAUUGGAAAAUGUUUCAAACAUCAUGACGUUUCACGACGGACGGGCAUAGUUUUUCGCUGAAUUGUGUGUGAUUUGAGGGUUCGAGUAGGGAGGGGGAAGGGAAGCGGGGACGCAACCCAGUCUAGCCACCUCCCAGUGUAUAAAAACUCAAACUCAACCAGCAUUCUUUCUCUUUUUGUUACCUGGGUAGGGGCAUCAGCAGUGGUCGAGUGAGCGCACAGUAACACCGAAACGAAUUAAGCAACCAUGGGAAAGGAAAAGAUCCACAUUAACAUCGUGGUCAUUGGCCAUGUCGACUCCGGCAAGUCAACCACCACAGGCCAUCUGAUCUACAAGUGCGGAGGCAUUGACAAGAGAACCAUUGAAAAGUUCGAGAAGGAAGCAGCUGAGAUGGGCAAGGGCUCUUUCAAGUAUGCCUGGGUGCUGGACAAGCUGACUGAGAGGGAGCGUGGUAUCACCAUCGACAUUUCCCUGUGGAAGUUUGAGACCGGCAGGUACUACGUCACAAUCAUUGAUGCCCCUGGACACAGAGAUUUCAUCAAGAACAUGAUCACUGGUACCUCUCAGGCUGAUUGCGCUGUGCUGAUUGUUGCUGGUGGUGUGGGUGAGUUUGAGGCUGGUAUCUCCAAGAACGGCCAGACCCGUGAGCACGCUCUCCUCGCCUACACUCUGGGAGUGAAGCAGCUCAUUGUUGGAGUCAACAAGAUGGACUCUACUGAGCCCCCCUACAGCCAGAAGCGGUUUGAGGAGAUCCAGAAGGAGGUCACCACCUACAUCAAGAAGAUUGGCUACAACCCUGCCACCGUUGCCUUUGUGCCCAUCUCUGGAUGGCAUGGGGACAACAUGCUGGAAGCCAGCGCCAAUAUGGGCUGGUUCAAGGGAUGGAAGGUCGAACGUAAGGAUGGUAACGCCAACGGUGUGACUCUGCUGGAGGCCCUGGACUCAAUCCUGCCCCCCUCCCGCCCCACAGAUAAGCCCCUUCGUCUGCCCCUCCAGGAUGUCUACAAAAUCGGCGGUAUUGGAACAGUACCUGUGGGCCGUGUGGAGACUGGCACCCUGAAGGCAGGUAUGAUCGUCACCUUCGCCCCCGCUAACGUCACCACUGAGGUGAAGUCUGUGGAGAUGCACCACGAGACCCUGGAAUCGGCUAUGCCUGGUGACAAUGUCGGCUUCAACGUCAAGAACGUGUCCGUCAAGGAUAUCCGUCGUGGCAACGUGGCUGGAGACAGCAAAAACGACCCCCCAAUGGAGGCCGGCACCUUCACCGCUCAGGUCAUCAUCCUGAACCACCCUGGCCAGAUCUCCCAGGGCUAUGCCCCUGUACUGGAUUGCCACACUGCUCACAUCGCCUGCAAGUUCAGCGAGCUCAAGGAGAAGAUCGACCGUCGUUCCGGCAAGAAACUUGAGGAUGCCCCCAAGUUCCUGAAGUCUGGAGACGCUGCCAUCGUUGACAUGAUCCCCGGCAAGCCCAUGUGUGUGGAGAGCUUCCAGGAAUACCCUCCUCUUGGUCGUUUCGCUGUGCGUGACAUGAGGCAGACUGUUGCUGUUGGUGUCAUCAAGGCCGUCGACAAGAAGGCUGCCUCCAGCGGCAAGGUCACCAAAUCCGCCGUUAAGGCUGGUAAAAAGUGAAUUCUCCUCCCACAGGACGUCCCUCGGGUGGUGGGGUCUGCAGCCCUACAUCCUGCGGAGUCUCAAAACCUGAGCUCUAUACUUAAGGACUGGUUAAUGCUGAUUAAAACCCAUCGUAAAAGUUUUCGCAGGAAAAGAACCCAACGCAGAUACACUUUGUCAUAUGACUGACAGUGCCUCUUUCAGUUACAUUUGAGUAAAUGGUUUAGAACUGCACCUGUUUGAUGCCACAAUUAAAUUGGAAGAAAGCUGCUGGUAACUAAUAAAGGUCUUUAAAUGUCUUGACCAAAAA
Salmo salar (Atlantic salmon) is the source of this 1996-nucleotide messenger RNA. RefSeq names its product elongation factor 1-alpha, oocyte form. Gene Ontology annotation, molecular function: translation elongation factor activity; GTP binding; GTPase activity. The record is from RefSeq and is a predicted model, not a curated record. NCBI's taxonomy places the organism in Eukaryota, Metazoa, Chordata, Actinopteri, Salmoniformes, Salmonidae. Gene Ontology annotation, biological process: translational elongation.